UGCAAGUUCGUUUGUUAUUGUCCCAGUGACGCUGUUCUAGAAGUGAAAAUGUAUAUAUUUACGUAGUGCGAAGGUGACAGUCUUGUCAUAACAUUUUACGAGAUGGCGGCAGCGGCGGUGGCUGCGCCGGGCCCGUCGGCGUCCCCAUCCGGACGGGCGCCGCCCGUGGCGUGCCCGCAGUGCGGCGACUUCUGGAGGGUGGGCUCUCUGUUCAUCCGCGACUCCUGCGGCCACCGCAAGUGCCGCUGUUGCGUCAUCGUCGAGGGCAACGAGUGCGGCACCUGCAGCCUGCGGGCCAAAGCUGGAGGUGGCGCAGGCGGCUCACCCGCAGCCGAGCCGAGCCCGGCGGUGUCUGCACAGGAAACGGCAGGUGGGCCUGCGGCUUUAGCGACAUGCAACAGUGGGGCCACUACUGCCGGAGCAACCACUGGGCAGUCCCCGGUACCCGAGACACCAGCUAGCAGCACACAGCCAGUGGACAGCAAAGUGAAAACCUCACCUAGCAAUGUGACUGCUAGCAGCAAUAAAAAGAAAGACUUGCCUCAGCAAAGCUCAGGGAAGAAGGUACUGGACGAACUGAAUGUAACAAAUGUCAACAAUGUGCCGGAACUCGCGUGGGAAGACAGUGCCGACGCCGAGGCCGUAGACGACCCCGAUCCGCUGCCGGAGGGCGACAGACCAGCGGCGAAGAGGCCGCCACCGCCGACACACGGCGUUAUUAAGUUGCCCGGUCAGUUGCACUGAGAGACAUCACUGCUGAACAUGUGGCUUGUUUCGAGGCCAUGUAGGUGUGUGAGAGGGAGGGACGUUCUUGUGUGAGUGAGACUGAGGAUUGCUAUAAUUGUGAAUUGAAUUAAAUUGAAUUUUAUUUGAUUCUGUAAGAUUACAUUGU
Schistocerca nitens (vagrant locust) is the source of this 892-nucleotide messenger RNA. RefSeq lists its product as uncharacterized. The coding region runs from base 103 to 744 and encodes 213 amino acids. The record is from RefSeq and is a predicted model, not a curated record. The transcript is spliced from 4 exons. Lineage: Eukaryota; Metazoa; Arthropoda; Insecta; Orthoptera; Acrididae.